Messenger RNA from Coccinella septempunctata (seven-spotted ladybird), 3653 nucleotides. RefSeq lists its product as uncharacterized. Gene Ontology annotation, molecular function: zinc ion binding. The transcript has 3 exons. Bases 203 to 3034 code for a protein of 943 amino acids. NCBI's taxonomy places the organism in Eukaryota, Metazoa, Arthropoda, Insecta, Coleoptera, Coccinellidae. The record is from RefSeq and is a predicted model, not a curated record.
UUGUCAACCUCACCACCUGUUGUAUCAUGUAAACAAAGUUCUCGGAAAUGCCAAUAUCCUUUAAUGUAUGACUCAUAAUUAUUUUAUUGGAAUAUUGGGCGUAUUACCAAACAUUGACACUCUGCAACUUCAAAGUGUUGUUCAAAUCUUUACAAACGAAAUGGUGUCUUGUUAAGUUGAUCUAGAUUGAAUACUUGAAGAAAUGGGUAGUGAAAUUGAGAUACCUGAAACCCCGAACUGGUUGAAAGAACUAGAAGCGAAAAGGGAAAGAAGACUGAAGACAAAGCUGGGUCAUGAGUUAGGUGCAGGGGCCCCCUGUCUGACUUGCGAUGACAAAUGCCCUGGUCUUGAUUUGCAUUUCUGGAGGAAAAUCUGUAAGAAUUGCAAAUGUUCUAAAGAGAAUCAUGAAGUCCAAGACGAUGACAUCUAUGGCUGGGCCCAAGAUGAACUUCUCGGAACCAAAGUCAAUCGACUUAAGAGAAAAAUCGUUUUACCUGGAAGAAAGGAUAAGGAGGUUGAGCUUGAAUGGGCCCCAAAUGGUCAAAAGGAAACCAUUGAUAAGUAUCUCAAAACAGUGCCACCGGAACUUUUACCAAUCAAAGGGUCCCAAGCUGCCCAGGACCGAAAACAAAUGUUGAAAAAACAGAUACCUGUUCAUGAUAUCGACCCCACCUUAUGUCAUGAUUUAACGGAUGAGGAGUUGAAGAAAAUGCAGGAAUAUGUUGCUCAUAUCAAGCAGAGCAGCGUGGGUGUUGGACACUUGAUUCAGAUCAACUUCAACAAGGGCAAAACGCAUGUUUUGGAUAAGAACGAUGCCAUGUUCCUAAUAAAUAAUGUGCCGAAAGGUAUUGUCAGUUCAGAAAAUGUAAUAUUACACGGAGGGGACAAUUCUGUGCCUUUGAAGAAUCUGAGAAAUAGACUUGGUGGUUUGGAUUUGAAAGAGAAACCAGAUUCGGAUGCUUAUCAGAGUAAUACUCCUCAAAGAGGUGAAUUUGGCGAUCGAAGCCCACUGAGUCCGAGCUUCAGGGAAAAACAGGAAACUGUUAACAACGUGAUUCAGAAGAACACCAAGAACAAUUUGAAACAGAUAGUUUUGGAUCCUGUGGGUAACCGGGUUGUUACCGAGGAUAUUCAAGUACCGCAAGAAACCUGCUUGAGGGAUCUGAGUUACCCUUACAACGAUUACCCAGUAUCACCGCCAAACGUUGGAUUACAAAGUCGUGACAAUCGUUUCGGUGUUAAAAAUUUAGUGCCUUCCGCUUUUGUGCCAAUUAAGCAUUCUGUGAACAGUUACGAGGAGAAUGAGCCUGUGAAAGAUUUACGUGAGGGUUCUGUCAGAGAUUUGACUUAUCCGAGCCAGUUCAUCAACAAUCAGCUGAAAUCUCAGAAAAAUCUGCCUCACUACAACCCGGGAAAUAUUCAUACCGUCGAGGAAAACCAAAAUCCUGCCUAUUUCAAGCCGAUCAAAGAUUUGUCUUUUUCUGAAAGUCAGAAGGACGAUUUUAAUAGCCCUGGGCAUACGUUUUACCCUCCUCAAGGUGCUCUCACGCCUGGUAGUCCAUUUAGAACUAUAGAAGGCGCAUCUAUGAGUCCUUUGAAUUCCCCGAGUCGUAACCCUCUUCUGUGCCAACGUAAUCCACAGAUGGAAAUGCCAAGUGGGGUUUCUGGCUUUCCCCAAAUGUCACAUCCUAAUACAUUGGAUUAUAAUGAGGAAAGGCUUGGAAAAUUGGGGAAAUCCGAUGAGAAUCUACCUCAUUACAGUCCCGGAAAGACUGUGCUGUACGAGAAUCAACAAACGCCUGCCAAAAUAAAGAAUUUGAAGGAUUUAGCGUAUUCCACCUAUGGAUCUCCCCCCGUAGACGGCGCCCAGCAAGAAGAUUACCAUCAACUGAGCGUCAAAGACAGAUUGAAUAAACUGAAACAGAAGGAAUUGUCGGUUUUGGGACCCAGAAAUUCCCCCAUAUCCGACAGGACCCUAUCGCCCAGCAAAAUAUCGAUUAAGGACAGGGUUAUGAAUCUAACACCGUCCUUUUCCAAUCCGAUGCAUCCGGAUAAUCAAGGUUAUGGUAUCCAUAACUCACCCUCGCAUUCCUUCGGACCUCAAUCGCCACUGUGUCAUAAAACGAACCCAAGAGGAUCGGAUACUUUCACACAACCGUCAGGUACACCCACCAAAGGCAGUCAGGAUUCGUUACCUUCCAAUAACCUCAAAAAUGUGCCUUACUUGGGUCAAAACUCACCAAGCCAUCACUCCAACAACGAAAAUCUUCGGGCUUUCGUGCCGGGGAACCAAAAUAUUCACGAAGACGACCUGCAGCCCAGCUAUAUCCCCAUAGGGGCCAUCAGAGAUAUCGAGUAUGAAAACCCCGACAUACGAACUGCUUUGUCCAAGGACAACGAGCUGUUCGAAGGCUCCACACCCAAUAAAUUCGAGCCCAACCUCGACGUGGUCAAUUUGCCUUGUUGCCAUUACUGCAAGGAGACUUUCGGUCAGGAGGAAUUGGCUAUUGCCAUACCGGAAAGAUCGGAUGCCAUCUACCAUACGGGAUGUUUUAAAUGUCACGGUUGCAACCAGAUCCUGGCCGAUAUGUUCUAUUUUUACGACAAAUCCAGCAAUAAUAUCUACUGCGGUAGGGACUACGCUAAGAUUAGGGGUAUACCACGUUGUAUGGCUUGCGACGAGUUGAUAUUCGUCAAGGAGUAUUGUUUAGCCGAGAAUUCCACUUUCCACGUCAAGCAUUUCUGCUGUUUCGAGUGCGACAAACCCUUGGCGGAUCAGAAUUAUGUCAUGGAGAACAAUCAGCCUGUCUGUAUACCUUGUUACGAGCUGACGAAGGCUAAUAAGUGUUACGCUUGCAAAGAGGUCAUCCAUCCCGAUCAACAAGGUUUGCAAUUGAAGGACGGAGUUCAUUUUCAUGCAACCGAUGACUGUUUCGCCUGUAAAGUCUGUAAAAAGUCUUUGUUCGGGGCCAAACUGUUAUUCAGGAACGACUGUUUAUAUUGUUCUCAUGACUGCUAUAAUUCUGACGCUUGAGGAAUUAGAAAUGUGGGAUACAUUUCAGGAAUGUAGUAGCUUAUAUAACCGGUGAAAUUAUCCAGAGCAUAGGUUUUUCCAGUUAACCUAACAAAGGGUUUUGUGAAGAACUGUCAAAAUUGUUGGUUGCCAUUGGUUACCCUUCCUUAGAGACAUGAAGUGUCCUACGGUAUCCAAUGGCAACCAACCAUUUUGACAAUUCGAGGAGAUGAAGGUUAAGAACUUCUAAAUUAGAUUGAAUCCAGUCAUUAUUAGAUUAAAAAGAGUUUUUGAGUAACUAUUUUCACGUAUUGAUAUAUAUCUUUUUAUAUUGAUAAUUUUAUAGUACAGACUUGUGAAACGCAGCUAUUUUUGAUAUGGUCUAUUUUCUAUAAAAUGGGUAACAGCAGCAACAGGGCCUUCCCCUGUCUAAUUGAUAUUUACUGCAUUUUUUUCAGAUAUUUCAAACUGAUCUUAGGAAAUAUUUGAAAUGUAGUGAUUAGUGAACUUUUUCACUUUUAUACAUAGCUUUAAUUUGUGAUGCUUAUAUUUUAAGAAUCGUAUAUUGUUGUUUUUGAAUUUUGCUUUAGAUAUAUAGUGCCAUUUUGUGAACGGAAUAUGAAUAAACUUUGCCAUGAAU